AUGUACCGAGUAUUAUUAAGCGGACCGGCUGGUAGCGGUAAGGGCACGAUUACCAAGAUGUUGGUUCGAGAAUUCGAGCCGUAUGGUUUCGCACAUUUCGCUGCCGGAGAACUUAUUCGUGAUCAUAUUGCUAGAGGAACAGAAUUCGGACUGCGCGCAAAAGCAUUCUUGAACAAAGGAGAGCAUGUGCCCGAUAGUUUAUUAAAUGGAGCAGUUUUAGCAGAAAUGAUCAAAGCUGGACCUAGAGUCAUUUUAGACGGAUAUCCAAGAAACUUGAAUCAAGUUAAGAUGGUUGAAGAACAGGCUCCACUUCAAUUAGUUGUUGAAUUGAAGGUUCCUCGAAAAGUUCUCAUUGAUCGUUUAUCGAAGCAAUUAGUGCAUCCAGCAUCAGGAAGAGCCUACAAUUUGGAAGUGAACCCACCUAGAGAAGAGGGAAAAGAUGAUUUGACUGGCGAGCCAUUAUUCAAAAGAAGCGAGGAUCAAUUAGAAGUGGCUAGAAGGAGAUUGGAGGUUUACGAUAAGACGGAGAACAAAGUUAUCGAGUAUUAUAAGAAGCAGAAUAAGUGCAUCACAUUGUCUGGAGAUUCAUCAAAUGCAGUUUUCGAAUCGGUAGCAGAUAUUAUUCGACGCGAUCUUCCCACCGAUUCGUCGGCGUCCGGAAGAACCGCGUUUGCCUAA
Molecule: messenger RNA, 678 nt
Organism: Caenorhabditis bovis
Lineage: Eukaryota; Metazoa; Nematoda; Chromadorea; Rhabditida; Rhabditidae
Source: the annotation of a GenBank genome assembly